This is a messenger RNA of Acaulospora morrowiae, 185 nucleotides long. The record is from the annotation of a GenBank genome assembly. Lineage: Eukaryota; Fungi; Glomeromycota; Glomeromycetes; Diversisporales; Acaulosporaceae.
AAAAUUAUAUGAACGACUAUGAUGUGGUUCUUGUUUUGUUCACAAACCGGAAAUGUACAGGAAAAAUUAAUAUCGAAACAAUGCCUCAUCUACUUCUUAUUUAUCCGGAAAAUCUUGAGAAGUAUCUUUCUCCAACAUUUGCUCAUCGUGGUUUGGUGGAUAGACCAGGCGAAAAUAACUACUGA